AAUUGGCUUUUGGGUUCUUGCGGAUCCUAAUGGGGGCAGUGAAGGAGAAGAGCAUAUUCGGGGAAUUAUGGCUGAAGCAAGGAAAGUUGCAGAAUUGUGUGAGGAGCCUAAAGAAAGAGAUGAUAUCCUUCGUUCCUUGGGGGAAAUCUCUGCUUUGACAGCUAAGCUGUCAGAUCUGCGGCGACAUGGGAAAGGUGACUCUCCUGAGGCCCGUGCAUUGGCUAAGCAAAUUGCUACAUCACUUCAGAAUUUACAGUCCAAAACAAACAGGGCUGUAGCAAAUACUAGGCCAGUUAAAGCAGCUGUCCAUUUGGAGGGCAAGAUUGAGCAAGCUCAAAGGUGGAUAGACAAUCCUACCGUGGCUGAUCGGGGAGUAGGCCAGGCAGCAAUUCGGGGUCUGGUUGCAGAAGGUCGCCGUUUAGCCAAUGUCAUGAUGGGACCUUAUCGUCAAGACCUGCUUGCUAAAUGUGACCGUGUAGACCAGCUGGCUGCUCAGCUAGCUGACCUUGCAGCAAGAGGGGAGGGAGAAUCUCCUCAGGCCCGGGCAAUUGCUGCUCAGCUUCAGGACUCACUGAAGGAUCUUAAAACACGGAUGCAAGAGGCAAUGACCCAAGAGGUUUCUGAUGUUUUUAGUGACACAACAACUCCUAUUAAAUUGUUAGCAGUAGCAGCCACUGCUCCUUCUGAUGCUCCCAAUAGAGAUGAGGUAUUUGAUGAAAGAGCAGCAAACUUUGAAAACCAUGCUGCUAGGCUGGGAGCUACAGCAGAAAAAGCAGCUGCAGUUGGAACUGCAAAUAAAACUACUGUGGAGGGCAUUCAAGCAACAGUGAAAUCAGCCAGGGAACUUACCCCACAGGUAGUAUCAGCUGCUCGUAUCCUCCUGAGAAAUCCUGGAAAUCAAGCUGCUUAUGAACAUUUUGAGACCAUGAAAAACCAAUGGAUUGAUAAUGUAGAAAAAAUGACAGGGUUGGUGGAUGAAGCCAUUGAUACUAAAUCUCUGUUGGAUGCAUCAGAAGAGGCUAUUAAGAAAGAUCUUGAUAAAUGUAAAGUUGCGAUGGCCAAUAUUCAACCUCAGAUGCUGGUAGCUGGUGCCACCAGCAUUGCUAGACGAGCAAACCGCAUCCUACUGGUAGCAAAACGGGAGGUUGAAAAUUCAGAAGACCCUAAAUUCCGUGAGGCUGUUAAAGUAGCCUCUGAUGAGCUAAGCAAAACUAUAUCGCCAAUGGUAAUGGAUGCUAAAGCUGUGGCAGGAAAUAUUUCUGAUCCUGGUUUGCAGAAGAGUUUCUUGGAUUCUGGAUACAGAAUUCUGGGAGCUGUGGCCAAAGUCAGAGAAGCCUUCCAGCCUCAGGAACCAGAUUUUCCCCCUCCUCCUCCUGACCUUGAGCAGCUUCAUCUGACUGAUGAGCUUGCUCCUCCAAAACCACCGCUUCCAGAAGGUGAGGUUCCCCCACCCAGACCACCACCACCUGAAGAAAAGGAUGAAGAGUUCCCAGAGCAGAAAGCAGGAGAAGCUAUUAAUCAGCCCAUGAUGAUGGCUGCUAGGCAGUUGCAUGAUGAAGCCCGGAAAUGGUCUAGCAAGGGUAACGACAUCAUUGCUGCUGCUAAACGAAUGGCGCUGCUAAUGGCAGAGAUGUCGCGCCUGGUGAGAGGAGGUAGCGGAAACAAGCGUGCCCUUAUUCAGUGUGCCAAGGAUAUUGCUAAAGCAUCAGAUGAAGUCACUCGAUUGGCCAAAGAGGUGGCAAAGCAGUGCACUGACAAGCGCAUUAGAACAAACCUCUUGCAGGUCUGUGAGCGAAUCCCAACCAUCAGCACACAACUCAAAAUUCUUUCCACUGUCAAAGCUACCAUGCUGGGCAGAACUAAUAUCAGCGAUGAAGAGUCGGAACAG
Messenger RNA from Pelecanus crispus (Dalmatian pelican), 1888 nucleotides. The record is from RefSeq and is a predicted model, not a curated record. NCBI's taxonomy places the organism in Eukaryota, Metazoa, Chordata, Aves, Pelecaniformes, Pelecanidae.